Messenger RNA from Castor canadensis (American beaver), 2118 nucleotides. The record is from RefSeq and is a predicted model, not a curated record. Lineage: Eukaryota; Metazoa; Chordata; Mammalia; Rodentia; Castoridae.
AUGACUCCUACACUUUUGUUGUACUGCUUGGUGCUUCUUUUGCCCACAGAAUCCUGUAAGACAUUAUGCCAGGCCACCAGCAAAAGCAAGGAGAAGGUGUCUGCCAGGCUACACGGUGUGUGUGAUGGUAUCUGUAUGGAUAAUGCCCACUGUAGCCAGUCUUGUCCUCUAGGCACUGAGGGAAAUAUGGAGUAUGCAUGCAGGACAAAGAAAUGGCACAAAAUCACAGAUACCUGCCGAACUCUUAAUGCCUUCAACAUCUUUGAGGAGGAAUCAUAUUCAGUUCAACCAUUUGGAGGAGAUGUAAAUGUAAAUGAAUAUGCUAGAAAAUCUGAGACCAUAGCAGACAAGUUAAUGCAAAAGUGUCCGAUGGAUUUGUCUUGUGUAAUUAAGAACAUUCAGCAGUCUCCCCGGAUACCAGGAAAUAUUGCUGUCAUUGUGCAGCUCUUACACAACAUAUCAACAGUGCUAAUGACAAAUGUUGAUGAGGCAAAGAUGCAGAGUUACAGCACCAUAGCCAACCAUGUUCUUAACAGCCAAAGUAUUUCAAACUGGACCUUCAUUCCUGACAGAAAUAGCAGCUGUGUCUUACUUCAUUCGGUCAACUCCUUUGCAAGAAAACUAUUUGUAAAUAAACAUCUCCUUGACAUAUCAGAUACCUUCAUUCAUACCAUGGGCACCAUCAUAACUGGAGACAACACUGGAAAGAAUUUCACUUUCUCAAUGAGAGUCAAUGAUAUCAGCAACGAAGUCAUUGGGAGUGUGUUGCUCAGUAACGAUGAACUUUGGAAGGUUCCCUCGCCUUCUCAGGUCAUCAGCAUUGCAUUUCCAACUCUAGGAGCCAUCUUGGAAGCCAGUCUUUUGGAAAACGUCGCUGUGAAUGGGCUUGUCCUGUCUGUCAUUUUACCCAAGGAGCUUAAAAGAGUCUCCCUGAUUUUUGAGAAGAUCAUCAAGUCAGAGGAGAGAAAGACACGGUGUGUUGGCUGGCACUCUCUGGAGAGCAGAUGGGAGCAGCAGGCCUGUAAAAUGAUUCAAGAAAACUCCCAGCAAGCUGUUUGCCAAUGUUGGCCAAACAAGUUGUUCACCUCUUUUUCUAUUCUUAUGGCACCCCACACCUUGGAGAACCCAAUUCUGAUGUACAUCACAUACAUAGGCCUGGGCAUUUCGAUUUGCAGCUUGAUCAUUUGCUUGUCCAUUGAAGCCUUGGUCUGGGGUCAAGUGACAAAGACAGAGAUCUCAUAUUUGCGUCACCUGUGCAUUGCUAACAUUGCAGUCACCUUGCUGUUGGCUGAUGUGUGGUUCAUUGUGGCUUCCUUUCUUAGUGGUCCAGUGCUACACCACAAUGGAUGUGUGGCAGCAACAUUUUUUGUUCACUUCUUUUACCUUUCUGUGUUUUUCUGGAUGCUUGCCAAGGCACUCCUCAUCCUCUAUGGCAUUCUGAUUGUUUUCCACACAUUGCCCAAGUCAGUCCUGGUGGCAUCUCUCUUUUCAGUGGGCUACGGGUGUCCUUUGGUCAUUGCUGUUAUCACUGUUGCUGUCACUGAGCCUGGUAAUGGCUACAUACGGAUUGAGGCCUGCUGGCUUAACUGGGACAUGACAAAGGCCCUCUUGGCUUUUGUGGUUCCAGCUCUGGCCAUUGUGGUAGUAAACCUGAUCACAGUCACACUGGUGAUCAUCAAGACCCAGCGAGCUGCCAUUGGCAUCUCCAUGUUCCAGGAAGUGAGAGCCAUUGUGAGAAUCAGUAAGAAUAUAGCCAUCCUUACUCCAAUGCUGGGGCUGACCUGGGGAUUCGGAAUAGCCACUAUCCUUGAUGGCAGCUCCCUGGUCUUCCACAUUAUCUUCUCCCUGCUCAAUGCAUUCCAGGGUUUCUUCAUCUUGGUGUUUGGAACAAUCUUGGACCCAAAGAUAAGAGAAGCCUUAAAGGGUCGAGUAGCGUCUGUCAGAUGGAUCUCCAGAAUAUCAGAGGAAUGGCAGAGCCCAGAGAAGAAUGUGCUUAUUCCUGUCUUCCUGCCCCUGGAGACUGUGAAGGAAGCCUCAAACACUAUGAAGCUGAUGAAAGAGGAGAUGAAGAAUGGAAAGGAUCAAAGACCUUUCUGCCAAGCUGUUCUGUGCUACUAA